Messenger RNA from Spodoptera exigua (beet armyworm), 465 nucleotides. NCBI's taxonomy places the organism in Eukaryota, Metazoa, Arthropoda, Insecta, Lepidoptera, Noctuidae. The record is from the annotation of a GenBank genome assembly.
AAGAUGUCUCCAAACAGCUUGCUGGUGUCAAUAACGAUAUUCUUAUCGUUGGUUUACAAAUCGUCGGCGAUAUACUGUUUCUACUGUAACAGCGCGAACAACUCGGCUUGUAUCGAUCCAUCGCAAUUUGAUGACGAGAUCCGAGGCCGCAUCAUACCCAUCGUGGACUGCAAUACUGCUGUCAACCGAGUCGACGAGUAUGCCUUCUUCUGCAGGAAGAUUGUGCAGACCAUUUACCACCCUCACAAAGACUCCGAGCUUCGUGUGACUCGUGGCUGUGGUUGGGUGCGUCACGAAAAAGAUUGCUACAGAGCUGACAACCGCGACCAUUUAGAGACUGUCUGUCAGUGUUUUACUGAUCAUUGUAACAGCGCUGAUUCUAUGAGCCCCACAUCUACAACAGCAUUAUUUAUCGCUCUUGCUGUUUGCUUGUAUUAUUAUAAGAUUUAUUAAUUCUUUUGGCAC